GCGCAACCCUAGCAGGUCAUCCAUUUCCAACGUUUCGGUGAGUUGAGGUUGAGCUUCUUUCUUUCUGAUAUUAUUCUUCUUCUACGCUUUCAUUGAUGGCGCCACCAAACCCUAAGGUGUUCUUCGAUUUGACGAUCGGUGGCCAACCGGCCGGCCGUGUGGUCAUGGAGCUUUUUGCUGACGUCACUCCAAUCACCGCCGAGAAUUUCCGUGCCCUCUGCACCGGAGAGAAAGGAAUCGGUAGGAGCGGAAAGCCUCUGCACUACAAAGGAUCCACCUUCCACCGUGUGAUCCCCGGUUUCAUGUGCCAGGGAGGGGACUUCACAGCUGGAAAUGGCACCGGCGGCGAGUCGAUCUACGGCUCCAAGUUCGCCGACGAGAACUUCAUCAAGAAGCACACCGGUCCUGGUAUCCUUUCCAUGGCGAAUGCCGGACCCGGAACCAACGGAUCUCAGUUCUUCAUCUGUACGGCCAAGACCGAGUGGCUUGAUGGCAAGCACGUGGUUUUCGGUCAGAUCGUCGAGGGCUUCGACGUUGUGAAGGCCGUGGAGAAAGUGGGGUCCAGCACCGGAAGGACUUCGAGGCCGGUGGUGAUCGCCGACUGCGGCCAGCUCUCUUAGAUGAUUUGGUUGUUUGACUUUGCUGGGUCUUUUUUAUUAUGUCUAUUAUGAUGGUCUUCUUCUAGUAGUUUUAUUUUUAUUUCUUACUUAUUUCGGCAUUUGGGAUAUGUCUCUAUGGGGUUUUAUGGUUUUUGGUACUCUUACUGUGUCCAAAAUAGUCCAUUGUCGCUGUGGGUCUUUUGAGUGUCUUUACUCUUUCAUGCUAUAUCGGGCUACCUUGAAUAAUAAUUAAAAAAAAAAAUCUCACUUACUGUUCUGGA
This is a messenger RNA of Ziziphus jujuba (common jujube), 880 nucleotides long. Its product is annotated as peptidyl-prolyl cis-trans isomerase. NCBI's taxonomy places the organism in Eukaryota, Viridiplantae, Streptophyta, Magnoliopsida, Rosales, Rhamnaceae. The transcript has a single exon. Gene Ontology annotation, molecular function: peptidyl-prolyl cis-trans isomerase activity. The record is from RefSeq and is a predicted model, not a curated record. The coding region runs from base 96 to 620 and encodes 174 amino acids. Gene Ontology annotation, biological process: protein peptidyl-prolyl isomerization; protein folding.